Adineta steineri is the source of this 855-nucleotide messenger RNA. The record is from the annotation of a GenBank genome assembly. Lineage: Eukaryota; Metazoa; Rotifera; Eurotatoria; Adinetida; Adinetidae.
AUGACCUCCACUUCCUCGACAAUCAAACCAAAUACUUUUUCAGUAUGUACAUUUAAUAUAUUAGCACCAUGUUAUAAACGUUUAUCAUCUGAAACUGAUCGUGAAAGUGCAUAUGAUAAUCUAUGGCAAACACGUCAUUCAUCAAUUAUAAAACUUCUUCAAUCUCUUGAAAGUAAUAUUAUAUGUUUACAAGAAUUUUGGUUAAAAAGUUCCGUAUUUACUCAAUUAUAUAAAUCUAAUUUAUCAUCCAAAUAUAAUUUUUAUACACUUCAACGUACCGGUUCACUUGAUGAUGGUUUAGCUAUUCUUGUUGAUUCUAAUCAUAUAAAAGUCAUUGAUAAAUGUGAAUUAAUAUUAAAUGAUAUUGGAAAUCGUGUUGGACUUUUAUUACAUAUGGAAUUUAAUGGAAAUAAUUUACUUUUAUUAAAUGUUCAUUUAACAUUUCCACAUCAUAGAUUUGAACUUGGGGUAAGAUUAAAACAAAUAGAAAAAUUUCUUGAAUUAAUAUAUGAUUAUCAAAAAUCAAAAAAUCUUUUAAAUCAAUGUUCAAUUAUUAUAUGCGGAGAUUUUAAUUCAUCACAUUAUAAUGAUCCAGUUUAUCAAUUAAUUGAAAAAAGUCAAUUUCUAUCCUCUUAUCGAUUUAUUCAUGGCAAUGAACCUUAUGUAACUCAUCUAACACAUAGAAAAGAACAAUUAGGAGUAGAUUUUAUUUUUUAUAAAUCAAAUAUAUUUCAACCAAUUUCAAGUGAAUUAAUACCACGUGGUUGUAAUCAUUUAAUAUGGCAUGAUGAUAGUCAAUGGAAAUUAAGUGAUCAUCGAGCAAUUUUGACGACAUUUCAAUCUAAAGAUAAUUAA